This is a messenger RNA of Cydia strobilella, 2510 nucleotides long. RefSeq lists its product as uncharacterized. The transcript has 5 exons. The coding region runs from base 216 to 1733 and encodes 505 amino acids. The record is from RefSeq and is a predicted model, not a curated record. Lineage: Eukaryota; Metazoa; Arthropoda; Insecta; Lepidoptera; Tortricidae.
GCUGGCGCGGCGUGGUAGUGUGCCUCCGUCCGCGACGCAGAGCGCCGCGACGCCCGCGCUCUCACGGCGUAAACAAACCUUAAACAAUCACUUAUCUCGCCGCGAUUAAACGAUACCACUAUCAGACCGUGAUAACUCAGUGUGAUAACAGAUAAGGACCCCGAGUGCUCUACCUUCACUUUUGUGUAUUAUGUAAAACAAGGAUUUUGUGAACCAUGGCAGCGACGACGGGCCGCAAGAGCUACUCCAUUCACGACUACCCAGAACACCUGAAUCCCUUUUAUGAGGAAGACAACCAUAACAAGGUCCGAUUCUGGACUAUCGGCCGAAAGCUCAGCAGAACGAAUAGCAUCAGUUUUUCUGGGAUUAAGGACCUGAAAAAUUCAUGGUCACUCCGCUCGUUUAUGAGAAAGGACAAGAAGAAGCAGUCGCCAGACAGCAAGCUCAACCAGCAGGUGAACGGCGACAGCAGCCCCGUGGUCUACCGCCGCGCGCUGCAAUACACAUCGACGUCGUCAGGGGCGCGCAGCACCGUCGGGUCCCCGGAGCACGCGGACCGCUACAUCUACGGGGGCUCCAUCACGCCGCUGCCGCGCUCGCGGUUUCAGGAGCGCCUGCGCAGCCCUAGCAACUAUGAGGCCAACUCACUCAGCACGACACCCCGCAUGGCCCGCAGCGAGGUGUCGGGCUCCCGGCUAAGCGUGGAGAGCACGAACCCAUUCGACGAUGCCCCGAUACCGCCCGUGCGCGCCUCCCGACGCAAGAAGAAACGCGCACCGAUGCCGCCACAAGGCACGGCCGAUACCUCCGCAAGCAGCAUAAACACCACAUUGAACAUCAGCGAAGUUGAAGAAAAAGCUCCCAAGAAAGAUCCGGAUUUGGAAGCCGAAGAUGUAAACUUAAACGUAGAACUUAAAAUAGUUGAGGACGAGGAGAUGAAAACCAAAGAUAAGGAAACAGAGAAACCUCCAGAUGUCGUUCAAGAUACAAUUGUAGAAGCUGUAAAGUAUUCCACAACCGAAGCUGUCCUUAAAGAUACAACGAUAGACAUUUCAAAAGAAACUACAGAAACAACACAAGUUUCAAAUAAUAUCUCGGUCACGGCACCCGUUUUGACUCAUCAGGAUUCUGACGAUGUCGUGGUUAGGAGCGCAGAAAACGGACUACACGAGACUAAAUUGAGCAACGCGGAUUCGGAAGGCGACAUUCUUGAUAAGGUAUCGUUCCCCAAAGUUGACAUUACCAAAUAUAGAAGAAAUUCCAGCGUCAACGAAGACGAAAUUCGACUCAGAAGAGGUAACUUAGAAGAUUACCACACUCUUGCAAAUAAGAGAAGCAAGAGUCUCACUAAUACCUCGGAUCCAGUUUACGUGGCAUAUGACGUCAAUCUUAAUGAAAGCAGAUCUGACAGAGAUCUAAAUGGCAACGACGAGCCCCAAAAAGUAAUUUGUAAGCUCUAUAACGAAGCGGUGAGAAAACAAAGUGUCGAUAAUUCUAUUUCCAGUACUGAAAAAGAAUUUAUCGAAAUCGAUAGAGCUACAAGGGAGCUUGAAAGGGAAAUCAGUAAGUUGAACUCGGCUUUAAUAGACGAUGAAGACAUACUGGGUGCGCCUCGGCUGUCUGUCACUGAUAUAAAGCGCAGAUUUGACAACAAUAAUUCCUCGCCCCCUAAUCCUAUACCAAAGCCUAGAAGAAGUCAUUAUGGGGGUAACUCACCUGACCACGUCAUCUAAGGUUAAGAGGACGUUUUAACAAUGUAAAACGCAGGAGUUACCUGUGGCAACAAUGCUAGUGGUAUUUUUAUUCCCAGUAGUAAUUGACCAAUAUAAUCCGAGAAUGAUAUUGAAAAUUAAACAACACGAGAGGCCGUUUUAAAAAUUCUUGCAACGUGCCUACAUAAUACAUGAGAGGGUCUCUUUCUACGCAAAGAAGUUGAAAAGACACUGUUGCGUUAAUUAGAUAUUAGGUACAUGCGUUUAUUUUAUUUAUACAACUAACUACAUUGGGGAAAGUAGUUACUAUGUACUUUAUAGACUUGCGAUUAUGAAUUGUCAUAUAUGUUCCAUCAAUUUUUUAAAUGAUUAAUUUUGGAUCUCACAAAUCAACAUUCAGAAUGCAGUAGUUUGUACAUAUUUAUUAGAAAGGUGUGAACUAUAUCAUAAAUAGUGAGAACUCGGGCUGAUGGUAGAAGUUUUGCCAUAAAUAAUUAUAGUAAUAUAUCAGUGUAGUGUAAGUUUUUCAAUGUGAUAAUUUCAUUUCCUUUCCAUAAUUUUAUUUAUGUUGAUUUAUUAAUAAUGGUAGGCUAGUAGAAACACUUAUUCUAGAACGUAAUACCUACAUAUAUCAAAAGCAAACUGUUUCUAAUGUUGCUCGUUGUUUAAUAAAUUAUUAUUUUAAUAGUGGUGAUAUAAUUAUUUUUAUUGAAACCAACAAAUAAGAUUUACUUAGAUAACUUUAAUAAAAUUAUACUACAAGUAGUAAUUUUUGUAAAAUAUAUUGGACUAUGUGUA